AUUGUGUGUUCCCUUCCGACGGAAAGGUGACGGGAAAAUGCGUAAAAUGCUGCUUUACUGCGUACCGUGCUAAUAAUGUUUCUUAAGAAGUGUUUUAACAACAACGUGUGCGUCUUUAGAAAAUUGGGUUCCCCGGAAGCGACGACAGUUUCUGGCGUGAUUGUGAGCCUCUGCUAAAUUGUGAUGGUGUAAAGAAAGGAAAGCUAAUAUUUUUUCCCCUAAAAAGUGUGUGUAGAAGUAAAAAUUGUAUGAAAUUUGUGUAAUUUUGGUUGUUUCUUGUUUGCCUAUGUUUUGGUUCCAAAAAACCCGGUCCAAAUCUGUUUGCAAUCAAAUUCAGCAUUGCUGUGAUAUAUGAUUAUGCUGUGCGCGUAAAGACGACGACCCUCGUUCUUCGUCCGCGUGUUGUGCAUCCGUUUGCACUGCCGUGUUCUUUGCAUUUUCCCCUCCGAAGGGACCGUCCGUCAAGUGCAAAUGUGAUUUGUUGUCCUGAGAAGAAAUUGCGCUCGGGUGUUUCAUCUGGCGUUGUGCGCUUGAGGGUGCCUGCGUGUAUCUCUCUCUAUGUAUGUGUGUGUAUGUGUCAUUUAUGUAUGAGCAUUUCUCGACGCCGAAAAUCAUUGCCUGCUGCAACACAGUGCCGCCGGUCCGCGGCGAAGCUGUUUUGGUGCGGAAGUGCUAAAAAUAAAUUUCAAACCGAAGGAAACAAAACGUCAACCACACACGAAUUAAUUUUCCAUCUUCACUCCAUCUUCAACCGGGCUGCGCCCCGGGGAAAUCUUGCGCGCACACACACACACACACGCACGGAAUAUUAGACAACAUCUUUACCGCAUCGGUAGCCACCACCAGCCACUAAGCCCUCCUCCCACCCGCGUGUUUAUGUGUGUUGUGCGUAUGUGUGGGUUGGUGUGGGUUUCUAUGUAAACAAGAUGCAAUCAACAACGCACGAAAGGAGAAAAAAGAUGCAACCGCCGACGCAGCAUAACCAUAAACAACGGGAACGUACCGGACCGGGCAGGAAAAGCGUGGAACAAAGGCGCUCCGGACGGCGGAAAUCUCCAGGCAACAUGAUAUUGACUUCCGCCCUCGGGGCGCGUGAGCUGUUCCUUGCGACUUGUCUGGCCGUGCUGCUACAAUCACAGCAAUGUAGCGGUGCGGAUCUAGUAAUAGAAAUCCCGGGCAAUCAGGGUCUGGAUGAUUCAUUUUACCGGCUCGACUACUACCCACCGAUCGGCAAUCCGGCAUCGAACGCAACGAUACCGUCGCGGGACGUUGGUGAUGAGAUACAGUUCACCAACGGGCUACCCGGCACACGGUACAACUUCUGGCUGUACUACACAAACUCCACCCAUAAGGAUUGGCUGACGUGGACGGUAUCGAUCACGACGGCACCGGACCCACCGGCCAACCUCACCGUGAUACCGCGCAGUGGCAAAAAUGUCAUCAUCAACUGGAGUCCGCCGACACAGGGCAACUAUUCGUCGUUUAAGCUGAAGAUUCUCGGCCUUUCGGACAACUUCGCCACCAACCAGACGGUCGCGAUCGAGGAUAAUCAGUUCCAGUAUAUGGUGCGGGACCUAACGCCCGGCGCCACGUACCAGGUGCAGGCGUACACGCUCUACGAUGGCAAAGAAUCGGUGGCGUAUACGAGCCGCAACUUCACGACAAAGCGCUAUCGGCACAAAGAUCUGCUGGACAUUAAGAUUCUGCGAGAGCCUAAUACACCGGGAAAGUUUAUCGUGUGGUUCCGUAAUGAAACAACGCUGCUGGUACUAUGGCAACCGCCCUAUCCGGCCGGAAUAUACACCCACUACAAGGUAUCGAUCGAACCACCGGAUGCACUCGGCAGUGUGCUGUACGUGCAGAAGGAAGGCGAACCGCCCGGUCCAGCGCAAGCUGCCUUCAAAGGACUCGUGCCGGGCAGAGCCUACAACAUUUCCGUGCAAACAAUGUCGGAAGAUGAAAUAUCGCUACCCACCACCGCACAGUACCGUACCGUUCCGUUGCGUCCGAUGAAUGUAACGUUCGAUAAAAAGUCCAUCACAGAAAACUCGUUCAAAGUGAUGUGGGAAGCGCCAAAGGGCACCAGCGAGUUCGACAAAUAUCAGGUCUCGCUGUCCACGUCCCGGCGGCAACAAGCCGUGCUGCGAAAUGACAAUGAAAAUAUGGCGUGGUUAGAGUUUAAGGAAAAUCUCGACCCGGGCAAAACGUACCAGGUGGUGGUGAAGACCGUGUCGGGGAAGGUAACGUCCUGGCCCGCCAACGGUGAGGUUACGCUGAAACCGCUCCCCGUGAAGCAAUUGCAAUCUUCGACCGAUGGCAAGACGGGCAUUAUUACCAUCUCCUGGAAGCCGGAUGAGCUGAGCACGCAGGACGAGUACCGCAUUAGCUAUCACGAGCUGGAAACGAAUAAUGGCGAUUCGAGCACGAUGAGCACCAAUCAAACCUCGUUUGCGUUGGAAACGCUGCUUCCGGGGCGGAACUAUUCCGUCACCGUGCAGGCACUGUCGCGCAAGAUGGAAUCCAACGAAACGGUGAUCUUCGUUGUCACGCGACCCUCGUCACCCAUCAUCGAGGAUCUGAAAUCUAUUCGCGAGGGGCUGAACAUUAGCUGGAAGAGCGACGUGAACUCGAAGCAGGACAAGUACGAGGUGACCUAUACGCGGAACGAUACCAACGACGGGAAGACGGUACUGACGACGGAAAGCCGGCUGGUGUUUACGAAUCUCUAUCCGGGCGCCGGUUACGAGGUGAAGGUAUUUGCUGUGAGUCAUGGAUUGCGCAGCGAACCACAUUCCUACUUCCAGGCUGUUUAUCCAAACCCACCGAGAAAUAUGACGAUCGAGAAGGUAACGAGUAAUUCCGUGCUCGUACAUUGGAAACCACCGGAGCGUUCGGAGUUCACCGAAUACUCAAUACGGUACCGCACGGAAAGCGAAAAGCAAUGGAUUCGGUUACCAUCUGUGAAAGCUACCGAAGCGGACGUUACCGAUAUGACGCCGGGUGAAAAAUACACCAUUCAGGUGAAUACUGUAAGCUACGGUGUGGAAAGUCCCAAUCCUCAGCAGGUGAAUCAAACGGUACGACCAAAUCCAGUGUCCAAUAUUGCUCCGCUGGUGGACUCCAACAAUAUUACCCUGGAGUUCCCGCGACCCGAGGGCCGGGUUGAAACAUAUAUCAUAAACUGGUGGCCAACGGAACAACCGGAGCAAGUAUCGAUGAAAAACUUCACUGAAACUAGCACAAUAUUACCAUAUCCAGGAACUCUCAGCGAAGACGAGAAAGUUGUGGAGGAACCUCCGCUCGUACGAUUGCUUAUUGGUGAUCUGAUUUCCGGUGUGAUGUAUAAUUUCAAAAUCCAAACCAUAUCGUACGGUUUGACAAGCGAUCUCACAAAGCUGCAGACGCGAACUAUGCCGUUGAUUCAAUCGGAAGUGGUGAUCGUAAACAAUAUGCACACGCGUGACACGGUUACACUGAGCUAUACUCCUACGCCGCAACAGUCGUCAAAGUUCGAUCUGUACCGUUUCUCGUUGGGAGAUCCGAGCAUUCCAGAUAAGGAAAAGCUAGCGAACGACACUGACCGAAAGGUGACGUUCACCGGACUCACUCCUGGUCGGCUGUAUAAUAUUACCGUCUGGACCGUUAGUGGAAAAGUAUCGAGCCAACCGAUCCAACGACAGGACCGUAUGUUCCCCGAUCCCAUUACGAUGCUUGAGGCAACAAGCAUCAAUGACACUUGGAUUGCGCUGAAAUGGGACAUUCCGAAGGGAGAGUACACAUCGUUCGAGGUGCAAUAUCUGAUGAACGAUUCCCACUACGUGCAGAACCACACGGUCAACAAUCACAUUACCAUUACUGAUCUAAAACCCCACCGUAACUACACCAUAACGGUUGUAGUUCGAUCCGGCACAGAAUCAAGCGUGCUGCGUGUUAGUUUGCCCAUUUCGGCAAACUUCCAAACCAAGGAAGCAUUACCGGGCAGGUUGGAUAAAUUCGCACCGAUUGACAUUCAGCCGAGUGAAAUUACCUUCGAGUGGUCGUUACCACCGAACGAACAAAAUGGUAUAAUACGCCAGUUUACCAUCACGUACGGGUUGGAUGGUUCGCAGCACACACAGGUGAAGGACUUCCGACCGAAUGAGCUGCGCGGUUCGAUCAAGGCGUUGCAACCCGGCAAAUCGUACGUGUUCCGCAUCCAGGCCAAAACGGCCAUAGGGUAUGGACCGGAGCACAUCUGGAAGCAGAAGAUGCCAAUUCUGGCACCACCAAAACCGGAAACACAAGUCGUUCCGACGGAAGUCGGCAGUAGUGCCACGACGAUUGAAAUACGCUUCCGCAAGCAUUACUUCAGCGAUCAGAAUGGAGUCGUGACAACGUACACGAUUAUAAUUGCCGAAGAUGAUUCGAAGAAUGCGUCCGGGUUGGAGAUGCCCAGCUGGCGCGAUGUGCAAUCGUACAGUGUUUGGCCACCGUAUCAGGUUAUCGAACCGUACUACCCGUUCAAGAACAGUUCUGUUGAGGAUUUCACCAUCGGUACGGAGAACUGUGAUGCGAAGAAGACAGGAUACUGCAAUGGUCCGCUGAAAUCGGGCACCACGUACAAGGUGAAGGUGCGUGCUUUUACGGCGCCGGAUAAGUUCACCGAUACAGCCUAUAGUUAUUCCAUUCGUACAGCUCUUCUUUCGGUGGAUGCACAAGACAAUACGUCGCUCAUCGUCUCUAUCACAGUGCCAUUAUUGAUCAUUGCAAUGCUGGUUGGUUUGGUGCUGUUCCUACGACGACGGCGACACACCAGUCGAAAAACCACCGAACAACGGACCAAUGACAAUAUGUCCCUGCCGGACAGUACCAUCGAGACGAGUCGUCCAGUGUUGGUGAAGAAUUUUGCCGAACACUAUCGCAUGAUGUCAGCUGAUUCCGAUUUUAGAUUUAGCGAAGAAUUCGAAGAACUUAAGCAUGUCGGCCGUGACCAACCAUGUACAUUUGCGGAUCUGCCGUGCAAUAGGCCUAAGAAUCGAUUUACCAACAUUUUACCAUAUGACCAUUCCCGAUUUAAACUACAACCCGUAGACGAUGAGGAAGGCUCGGACUAUAUCAAUGCAAAUUAUGUGCCGGGUCAUAACUCGCCGAGAGAAUUUAUUGUAACACAAGGCCCGUUACAUUCGACGCGGGACGAUUUCUGGCGGAUGUGCUGGGAGAGUAAUUCACGUGCAAUUGUGAUGCUGACGCGCACCUUUGAGAAAGGUCGCGAGAAGUGCGAUCACUACUGGCCGCACGAUACCGUACCAGUAUAUUACGGUGACAUUAAAGUGACACUACUUAACGACAGCCAUUAUCCCGAUUGGGUCAUCACAGAGUUUAUGAUGACAAGAGGUGAGCAACAGCGUAUCAUACGCCAUUUCCACUUCACGACGUGGCCCGACUUUGGUGUGCCAAAUCCUCCUCAAACGCUUGCACGAUUCGUGCGAGCAUUCCGCGAACGUGUCGGGCCCGACCAACGGCCCAUCGUGGUGCACUGCAGUGCCGGCGUCGGCCGAUCAGGCACCUUCAUCACACUGGACAGAAUAUUGCAGCAAAUACAGGUGUCCGAUUAUGUUGACAUCUUCGGCAUCGUCUGGGCAAUGCGAAAAGAACGUGUCUGGAUGGUACAAACGGAGCAGCAAUAUAUAUGUAUUCAUCAGUGUUUGCUGGUCGUGCUGGAGGGUAAGGAGGGCACGGAGCGUGAAAUUCACGACAAUCAGGGCUACGAAGAGCCCCGAGAUGACGAUGAUCAGCAAUCGGAAGAACAGCUGCUGAUAGAAAAUCGUUCAGACGACGAUCUGGAUGAGUUGGCGGUCCGCGAACAACAUCAAGCAAAUGGUACCCCAGGUGCUCUGGAGCAUCAUGAGCUCGAUCGCCGAAGAAGUGGAACUGUUGAGAUAAUCGACAAUGAGUUGGCCAUGAUAGACCAACCCAAUUUUACCACGGGAGAAACGACUGAAGAGGAACUUCUGGAUGACGAGGAAGAAGUUGAGGUGACGGUUGAUGGGUUAAUGGUUGUAUCGAGAAAACCGUCCCAUGCUAGUUCCACCGUGGUCAACAACAUCGUUGAUGGUCAACAACAUCAGCAGCACCAGCAACAGCUCCACACUAGCAACUCCUGCAGCAAUAACGAGCGUGAUCCGUCCUCAUCCGGGCACGACGAACGGUCUAUUAGUAGCAGUGGAACAAACAGCAAUAACAGUGCCAACAGUGGGUAUGAAUCCAGCCCUCACAAACGCCGUUCCAUGCCGGCCGCCAGUCAAGAACGGGUGCACGAUCGACGAUCGCUAAGCUUCUCCACCGGUGGAGGAGAAAUCAUUACCAAGGUGGACCCAUCGAAUGUGGAUUCCAUGCAGCAGCAGCAUCACGCAGGUGGACCACAACCCCAACAGCAGCAAAUUCUCCCGCCAUCGCAGCAGCAGCAACAUCACGCCCAUCAGCCAACGGUCGGUGGUGGGAAGCUGUGGAAGGAAGAAAGAUGACAGUUGGAGAACGAUAGCGACAAUCGAAGCAGCGGCCGUAGCAGCAUCGUGAUCGCUAUCAACGACAACGACAGCCAUGUAAAUAGCAAUGCCUCGAAUGUCGUCAUACUGCGGGCGGAUGGUGACGAUGACGAUCGCACGAU
Anopheles moucheti is the source of this 6646-nucleotide messenger RNA. It is a transcript of the gene Ptp10D, whose product is annotated as tyrosine-protein phosphatase 10D. Gene Ontology annotation, molecular function: protein binding; protein tyrosine phosphatase activity. Lineage: Eukaryota; Metazoa; Arthropoda; Insecta; Diptera; Culicidae. The record is from RefSeq and is a predicted model, not a curated record. The transcript has 13 exons. Gene Ontology annotation, biological process: protein dephosphorylation. Bases 927 to 6503 code for a protein of 1858 amino acids.